This is a messenger RNA of Capsaspora owczarzaki ATCC 30864, 1520 nucleotides long. RefSeq lists its product as hypothetical. The transcript is spliced from 11 exons. Gene Ontology annotation, molecular function: alkaline phosphatase activity; phosphoglycolate phosphatase activity. The coding region runs from base 430 to 1329 and encodes 299 amino acids. The record is from RefSeq and is a predicted model, not a curated record. NCBI's taxonomy places the organism in Eukaryota, Filasterea, Ministeriida, Capsasporidae.
GCGGCAGCAGCAGCAGCAGCAGCAGCAGCAGCAGCAGCAGCAGCAGAAAGAGAGAAGAAACAAGGGAGAGAAAGGGGAGAGAAGGAGCGCUUAGUGAGCAUGCAUCAGUAUCGCUAAGGGCAUAAAACGCAAAAUCAAGGCCAUACUCGCGCGUUUGCCUGUUUCAUAAUAGUUUCAGCGUGAGGCUGUCAACGAGGUUGGGGGGGGGGGAAAAGCGGCCAGUGCUGCAACAACAGAUCACUCGCCAACCGAGACGUUGGAGUUUCAGCGUCCAUGUGCAAGCUCUGAGUAUUGUGUGAUUUCUCAGCACGGCCACACCCUCAGCUUGCCAAACCCCCCUCAAUCAAAACUCUCAGUCCUUUUGUUUGUGUUUUUGUUUCAAUCUCGAAACCGUCACUCAAACGUUCAACACAAUAACGCAAUAACGCAAUGUCUGCGACGCCCGUGCCUCAGCUGGGCGAUUUCAAGGCGUACAUUGCGUCGAUCGACACGUUCAUCCUGGACUGCGACGGAGUCAUCUGGCAGGCGGACAAGCUGAUUCCCGGUGUCAAGGAGACGCUGCAGGCGCUCAAGCAAGCGGGAAAACGCGUCGUCUUCCUCACGAAUAACAGCUCCAAGUCGAGAGCCAUGUAUGUGGCCAAAUUCACAAGCUUGGGUCUGGAUGUCUCAGUGAAUGACAUUUUCGGCUCGUCCUUCGCAGCGGCAGACUACCUGCGUCAAAUCAAAUUUGACAAAAAGGCUUACGUGCUUGGUGCUCAAGGUUUGCUUGAUGAAUUGACGAGCGUGGGCGUUCAGUAUGUCGGAGGUUACAAGGAGGACACUGUCAAUCCAUGGACCUCUAUUGACCAAGGCUACGUGGAAGACAAUCCUGAGAUUGGCGCUGUGGUGGUUGGAUUUGACCCCGCCAUCAAUUACUUCAAGCUGGCGAGAGCGUACACUUACAUCCAACAGCCUGGGUGCCUCUUCAUUGCCACGAAUCAUGACUCGACGUUUCCUGCCAAGGGAGGCCGUCUACUUCCAGGAACGGGCACAAUCGUCUCGGCUCUUGAAGUCGCCCAUGGGUCAAACGCGCUUGUGAUGGGCAAGCCCAGUCACUUUAUGCUGGAUUGUGUUAAGACUGCAAUCGGAUAUGACCCUGCAAGGACGGUGAUGGUCGGUGACCGUCUCGAUACAGAUAUUCAAUUUGGUCUCAAUGGAAACUUGCACACAUUGCUCGUCCUGACGGGCGUGACAUCCCUCGAAACGCUGCAGUCCACCAGCAACGCGAUUCGACCAGAGUUUUACACCCCGAGCUUUGCGGAUUUGCACGCUGGCCUCCGAGGCGACUAGGCUCAAGUGCCCCAGCUCUGCCAUUCCACUCCGUAACAAGGACGAAUUGAAUCUAUUGAUGUGACGAUUACAUGCGAUGCGAUGCGAGGGUGGGGCACAUCGCUCGUGACUAUUUGCUGAAGAGUAAACUUGGAUCUUCCUUUUUUUUUUUGUUUGUUGUUUGUUUGUUGUUGUUGUUGUUGUUGUUGUUG